GUUUUGGAUCCGGGCUGCUCGUUUGCAUUGACGACCACACUCGCAAAACAAUAUUGCGUUAGGAGUUAAGAGUUGCACCAGCAGAUUGCUGGCGCAUACUUGGACCAUGAUUGAAAACUGUGACGGGAUCUCUUUAUUCACUUGGUUCUAAACGCAUUUUCAAGUGGAUUCAUAUCGAGAAACACUCCAAAACAUUUUACUUGAUCAGCAACUUUAAGUUCUAAAACGGGUUUUCUUCAUUUUUAGUUUUUUUGCAUGUGACCCGGAGGAGCGCAUCGCCUGUUUUCGGGCUGAGUUUGUCCGCUUGCUUUACCUCCCCGCCUGACUUUUUUUGAGUUUCCAAAAAGUGCACCCACUAUUGAGGACAGGGCUUAAAUGUUUGGGAUUCAGGAGCAUUUGAUGCGAGAAGUGAGCGGAUUAAAAGAGAGAACUCUUGGAGAGGAGAUGGAUCCAGUUCGCUCCUGGGUGCGUAACGUUGGCGUGGUGGAUGCCAACAUCGCAGCGCAAAGUGGCGUGGCCUUAUCCAGAGCUCACUUUGAGAAGCAACCUCCUUCCAACCUGCGCAAGUCCAACUUCUUCCACUUUGUGCUGGCGCUCUACGAUAGACACGGCCAGCCCGUGGAAGUGGAGAGGACGGCCUUUGUGGAUUUUGUGGAACAUGACAAGGAGCAGACGGGAGAAAAGACCAACAACGGCACUCACUACAAGCUCCAGCUCCUCUACAGCAACGGGGUCCGUACAGAGCAAGAUCUUUACGCACGACUUAUUGACUCGGUCACAAAACAGCCAAUAUCGUAUGAGGGCCAAAACAAGAAUCCAGAAAUGUGCAGAGUUCUACUCACACAUGAGGUCAUGUGCAGCCGCUGUUGUGAGAAGAAGAGUUGCGGUAACCGAAAUGAGACGCCCUCUGACCCAGUCAUCAUUGACAGGUUCUUCUUGAAGUUUUUCUUGAAAUGCAACCAGAAUUGUCUGAAGACGGCGGGAAACCCCAGGGACAUGAGGAGAUUUCAGGUGGUCCUGUCCAGCACUGUGAGCGUGGACGGCCACGUCCUCGCGGUGUCUGACAACAUGUUCGUCCACAACAACUCUAAACACGGUCGGAGAGCUCGCAGACUGGAGCCCGGCGAGUCCGUGGAGAAUACCAUGGAGUAUGCCACCCCUUGUAUCAAAGCCAUCAGUCCCAGUGAGGGCUGGACUACAGGUGGUGCUAUGGUCAUUGUCAUUGGGGAGAACUUUUUUGACGGACUGCAGGUGGUGUUUGGAAGCAUGUUAGUUUGGAGUGAGCUAAUAACACCACACGCUAUUCGUGUCCAGACUCCGCCUCGUCACAUUCCAGGGGUGGUGGAGGUCACAUUAUCCUAUAAAUCCAAACAAUUCUGCAAAGGAGCCCCUGGACGCUUCAUCUACACAGCUUUGAACGAGCCGACAAUAGAUUACGGUUUCCAACGGCUUCAGAAAGUCAUUCCGCGGCAUCCUGGCGACCCAGAAAAAAUGGCUAAGGAAAUUCUACUGAAAAGAGCAGCAGAUCUCGUAGAGGCUCUAUACGGGAAUCCACACAGUAAUCAGGACAUGUUACUAAAAAGAGCCGCCGACAUUGCGGAAGCCCUCUACAGUGUUCCCCGUCCUCACAGUCAGCUGCAAGCACUUCCCAGCUCACCAGCCCACGGCAGUGUCAUGGGUUUAGGUUCCUACCCUCCCCAAUUAGGCGUUAGCAUCGGCGAGCCAGGACAGAGCGGCCAAGGUUAUAUUCGCAACUCCAGCAGCUUAUCACCAAGAGGUUACCCGUCAGCUUCCACACCUCAACAGUCAAGCUACGGAGGCGGCGGAGGAAUGACUGGAGGCUAUGGAACUGUUCCUAUGACCAGUCUAGGAGUUCCUGGGUCACCUGGCUUCAGCAGCGCUUCUCCCACGGGAUCCCCUUACAUAAUGCCGUCCAGCCCAACUAUACCCGGAAGCUCCAGCUCGUCGUCAUCUCUGUUGCCUUUCUCCUCUUUCCCGUCCGCCGCUAAACAGAAGAGCGCGUUUGCUCCCGUGCUCAGGCCGCAGGGCUCCCCUUCCCCAGCCUGCCCCGCCUCAGCGGCGAACAGCUUCAGAGGUAGCCAUCCCACUCACUAUCUGACCCCGCUCUCCGAACUUACGAAUGCAGUCUAACCCUCUUCCUCUAACCACCACAAGCUUUUGACUGAUCCAGAAAGUUGCUGGAUGUGCAGUACAUGAAUGCAAAAUUAGAAUCAUAGAUUUUGCGUAUUUCUUUCUCUCCAGCGAUGACGGGCCUGGUUGUCCCUCCGAUGUAGCAAAUCUACCCCAGACCACUGCUUCACUUAGCCCCUCUUUUGGCACUAAGAGGGCAGGGCCAAUGGAAAAUGUGUUCCAUAGCAGCCGUGACUUACUUUGCUACCUGAGCCCAUCCAGCCAUUUCUUAGUCCUUUCUAACCCGGGUGGAUGAACGGGCAAACGUUACAAACUAUCCAAAGACGAGACAUCUGUUCAAGAGGUAGAGGAGAUUACCUCAGCCCUACUACAGGCAGGAAAUGUUUCUUUGCUAACCAGACUGGGCCAUACCACACUGUGACGUGACAUCAAGAAAAACAAACUGUAUGGUCCCAAUUCCGCCACAAGCUUCAAAAGCUCUAUGUUUUGUACUUGCGUACUAUCACAUGCUAUAUUCUUAAUACAACCCCUAGCAAAAAGUAUGGAUUUACCAGUCUCAGACUAGCACUAAUUCAGACAUUAUAUUAUGUAGAAAAAACUCUGAUAAAAAGCUUGAGAAAAUAAUGAAUUAGUUCAAAAGUGCGACUCCUUGAAAUUCAGAAACACUAAAAGAAAUGAAUAAAAAACAUUCUGGUGGUCAGUAAAUGUUAAUUUUAUAGUUCAUGGAAUUUAUAUAUGGAAUCACUCCAUUCUGAGGAAAAAAAUAUGGAAUCACUCCAUUUUGAGUAGAAAAUACAGACACGCCCAGUCAAUUUCCUUUCCUUAAUUGGGCCCCUGCCUCAGAUUAGAUCUGCUCGUUAGUCAGCAGUUAAAAACAGUGCAGUUAUCACACCUCGGACGGCUGCUGGACCACGUGGAUUCAGAAAAAUCAUGGCUCCAACAAGAGAGAUGUCUCUUGAGAAUAAGGAGAGGAUAUCAAACUUCUUGAAAAAUUGAUGCCAAAGAUGUGGGCUGUUUACAGUCAGCUAUAUCAAAAAUCUGGACCAAGUACAUGGCAAGGUUGUUGAAGUUAAGCGUACUGGUAGACAUUCACACAUCAUGACAAACAACUAAAGGCCAUACUAGUAUGUCUUGAAAACAGAAGAUGUACAACAACACAAAUGAAGAAGCAAUGGGAGGAAGCUGGAAGCAAGGUAUGUGACAGAACUGUGCAAAAUCGCCUAAAGGAAAUGGGAUUUUCAUACAGGAAAGCUAAAAGGAAACCAUCAUUGACACUUAAACAGAAAAGAACAAGGCUGCAAUGGGCUAAGGGGAGGCAAUCAUGGACUAUGAAUAACUGGAUGAAGGUUAUUUUCAGUGAUGAGUCAAGAAUCUGAUGUUUUCUUCAGGCAGUUAUCUUUGUAAAUCUCACUGGAACAGCACCAAACAAACGUUCCAGCACCAUCACCGUGUCAAGAGUCAAGAAUCUACAAGGUAACCAAACAAACGUUCUAGCAUCAUCACCGUGUCA
Corythoichthys intestinalis (scribbled pipefish) is the source of this 3661-nucleotide messenger RNA. RefSeq names its product EBF transcription factor 2 (gene ebf2). Lineage: Eukaryota; Metazoa; Chordata; Actinopteri; Syngnathiformes; Syngnathidae. The record is from RefSeq and is a predicted model, not a curated record. The transcript is spliced from 15 exons. Gene Ontology annotation, molecular function: DNA-binding transcription factor activity, RNA polymerase II-specific; RNA polymerase II cis-regulatory region sequence-specific DNA binding. Gene Ontology annotation, biological process: regulation of transcription by RNA polymerase II. The coding region runs from base 376 to 2151 and encodes 591 amino acids.